AUGUGGCUCACGGAUGCUCAAAAAAUCGGCGUGGCGCUGACCACCUUCGGCGUGCUGUUCAUGUUCUUGGGGGUUGUUUUGUUCUUCGACGGCGCGCUUUUGGCCUUGGGAAACGUUCUGUUCCUCUCGGGGUUGACCCUCAUCAUCGGUUUCACCAAGACGUUCUACUUUUUCGCGCGCAAGAACAAGAUGCGAGGGACGGCAUGCUUCAUUGGGGGGAUCCUUCUCGUCUUCUUGAAGUGGCCCUUUGUUGGAAUGGUCGUGGAAACAUUUGGCUUCCUAAACUUAUUCGGCGACUUCUUCCCUGUAAUCCUUACUUUCCUACGCCAGCUACCAUUUAUUGGGCAUUUCCUCACCCUGCCAUACGUACGGGACGUGGCGGAUCGGUUAGCCGGAUCGCGCACAUCAAUAGUAUGA
Molecule: messenger RNA, 417 nt
Organism: Punctularia strigosozonata HHB-11173 SS5
Lineage: Eukaryota; Fungi; Basidiomycota; Agaricomycetes; Corticiales; Punctulariaceae
Product: Got1-domain-containing protein
Exons: 5
Coding region: 1-417 (138 amino acids)
Biological process (GO): endoplasmic reticulum to Golgi vesicle-mediated transport; retrograde transport, endosome to Golgi
Cellular component (GO): COPII-coated ER to Golgi transport vesicle; endoplasmic reticulum; Golgi cis cisterna
Source: RefSeq, a predicted model, not a curated record